AUGAGUACUUUACAACGAGCUGGUGAUACUCGUUGGAGUUCACAUCUGAAUUCUAUAUCCAGUGUUAUUCGAUUGUAUGAAUCAUCUUACAAAGUUCUGGAAGACAUAAAGAAAGAGGAAUUGAGAGCAAGGUUUGAGGAAAAGAUUGUUGAACUUCUGAAAUUGAGCUCGAGUUUGGAUCCUAGCAAUGGAUAUAAAGCCUUCGAUGCUAAUGCUAUUUGCAGUCUUGCUGGAAAGUAUUAUCCUUUGGAUUUUUCUGAGAAAGAAAUAGAUAGAUUGGCAUUCCAGUUGAGGAUUUUUCAUGGUGCUGCUCUUGCACAUCCUGCUUUGGCGAAUCUAUCAUCUGUUGCUGAACUAUGUCAUGGUUUAGCAGAGUCCGGGAAGUCAAAGGACUUCGAUCUUGUUGAUCGGCUAAUUCGUCUUGUUUUGACUCUUCCAGUCUCUACUGCUAGUGGUGAACUAGCUUUUUCUGCCAUGAAGUUGGUGAAGACCAAACUGCAAAACAAAAUGGGUGAUGAUUUUCUAGCUGAUGGUCUUGUUAUUUAUAUCGAACAUGAUAUAGUGGACACCUUUAGUUUAGAUGAUAUUUUGAGUGAUUUCAUUGAUCUCAAAGAGCGACGUGUACGUUUAAGAUAA
Molecule: messenger RNA, 636 nt
Organism: Linum tenue
Lineage: Eukaryota; Viridiplantae; Streptophyta; Magnoliopsida; Malpighiales; Linaceae
Source: the annotation of a GenBank genome assembly